This is a messenger RNA of Brassica rapa (field mustard), 681 nucleotides long. RefSeq lists its product as uncharacterized. The record is from RefSeq and is a predicted model, not a curated record. NCBI's taxonomy places the organism in Eukaryota, Viridiplantae, Streptophyta, Magnoliopsida, Brassicales, Brassicaceae. Gene Ontology annotation, molecular function: RNA-DNA hybrid ribonuclease activity; nucleic acid binding.
AUGGAAGUGAGAACAUCGAAUUCUCCAUCUUAUGGAUGUAAGAGUAUGCUUGCAGCACAAGAUUUCCUUCGGGAAGGCCUGCGGAAAACCAUAGGUACUGGAGAUAGAACUCGAGUUUGGCUAGACCCACAGGUACCGUCAAAUCCGGCACUGGCAGCCAAUGACGUCGGUAUCCAUCGGGACCAGAAUCUCCUUGUUAAACAUCUUAUUGAACAAGAUACAAAACAAUGGAGAAUUGACGUACUACAGUCCUUGGUUGACCCAGCUAGAAACGAAAAUGUUUUUAGCAAGACGAUCCUUCCUCCGGAUACCGUUCAACAUGCGACCCGGGAAGAAGAAGAAGAAUGGAGAGUUGCACAAAUCAUUGCAGACCAUGUACAACCUCAAGAAACCACCAUACAGGAACAUGACGACAACGAGAGUAAUUCACACCUACCAAGAUGCCAAGUGGAUGCGUCUUGGGUGAAAAACUUAGAUUUUGUUGGUGGCGGUUGUGUUUUCGAAGUGGAAACAGGAACUACUACUUAUGGUUCCUUUGGGAUAGACCAAGUUCUAUCUCCCUUGCACGCUGAGUUUAAUAUCUUGCGGUUUGCAAUGAAAACUGCUUUACAGUUGGGAUAUUUAACUAUGUCCUUUGAAUCGGACUGUCUUCAGCUUGUUAAGCUGAUUAAUAAAGAAUAA